Uloborus diversus is the source of this 2109-nucleotide messenger RNA. RefSeq names its product protein phosphatase 1 regulatory subunit 37-like. Gene Ontology annotation, molecular function: protein binding. The record is from RefSeq and is a predicted model, not a curated record. NCBI's taxonomy places the organism in Eukaryota, Metazoa, Arthropoda, Arachnida, Araneae, Uloboridae. The transcript has 12 exons. The coding region runs from base 1 to 2109 and encodes 702 amino acids.
AUGAAUUCUACUGUAUCUAAAUCUGCUCCAUCGACCCCGACAGAGCAAGCGAAGCAAAUUCACACGAAUAUGUCCAUAAAGAAAAAAGCUAAACGAAAUAAAGGAGUGCAUUUCCCAAAUGAUGAAAAGCUUGUGACUUGUUAUUUGGAUCCUCCUGAUCCUUGGUCGAAAGAUUAUGGAAAUACCAUUGAUACACUUGUUACGGCAUAUGUUGCAGCGUGUGAUAAACAGUCAAUAAAACCACUGGCAUGUGUGAUGGAUCAGUUACAGGAGUACGAGAGUAGUAUUUACAAAUUGGAAAGCAAUCCUCGAGCAUUUGAUUUGAUCAUUUUGGGUGAAAAGCUUAGUGUAAAGCAUUGUGAAGCUUUAGAAGAAGUCUUACGAAGAUUACAGUUUAAUUUGAUUGAUUUAGAAGGCUGCUAUUUAGAAGAUGAGGGUGCUGCAGCCUUCUUUGAUAUGAUUGAAUAUUAUGAUUCUGCUGUUCAGUUAAACAUCUCAUUCACCAAACAUAUUGAUUGCCGUGGCUGGCAAGCCUGCUCUCGCAUGUUGAAAAAGACUACAUCUUUAGUGCACCUUAAUGCUCGCAGCACUGGGCUGAACGAACAAGUACUCCUCAUUGUUGGUCGAGCAUUGCGUUUGGGAUCGAAUUUAGUCACACUUCAUCUGGAAAACUGUGGCAUUUUUGGAAGAUGUCUUGUGAUUUUAGUUGCUGCUUUGAAACUGAAUACUACUAUGAGGGAGUUAUUCUUAGCAGAAAAUAAAAUAUCCUCUGCAGAUGGUUUCCAAUUAGGGAAUUUGCUGCGAACAAACACUCAUCUGGAGUUAUUGGACUUAAGCAACAAUAAGCUUGGAGAUGAAGGGUUAACCCAUGUAAUGGAUAGCCUGGGACAACAGUCUAAUACCUCUGGGAGAGGUCUGAGUACAUUAAUUUUAUGGAAUAAUGAACUUACUGAGAAAGGCAUGCCGUGCGUUAGCAGAGCUUUGACUUCUGCUCGAGCAAUAAGAAGAUUAAAUUUGGGCAGCAAUUCAAUCCUGAGUUCUGGAAUCCAAGAAAUGAAACAAAGUUUCAUUUGUAACAGAACCAUAGAAAUUUUAGAGUUGGAAAAUGCUGGCAUAACUUCAGAAGGGGCUUUUGCUUUAGCAGAAUAUAUUUCUCAAAAUCAGUUUCUACAGAAAUUGGAUUUAAGAGGUAAUGACAUAAGACUCGAAGGCCUGAAAGCCCUUUCUCGGGUGAUGAAAAACAGUGCAAAUGUUGUUAGCUUAAGAGUUGAUCCAACUUCCAAAGAUUUGAGUGAACCUAUCAAAGAGCGCCAAGCUGAACUUCAAGAAAUCAACAAGUUUUGCCAAAGAAACAAAGAAGCCAAAAGUUCCUUACCUCCCCAAGAUGCUCAGCUGUCCACCCUCUUCAAUGGAAUUUUUUCCCAUGUGCUUCCCACCACUUCACCAGUAGACUCUCAGCAACAGAAUAUUGGAAAGUCUCCUGUCAAUGGACCUACCCCCAACUGCCUGAAAGGCCGUUUUCGAGUAUCUGUCGUGGUGUUGAACCAAGAUGGCUCCGACUGUGUGAUGAAAAAGCCUAGUCCGGCUUCUCGCUCCAUGUCAUUGGACACGAAUAAUUCCUUCUCGGCGAGCGAUUCAAUCUUGAAACCAUGUACUGUUGAUAUGAGCGAAAGUGUCAAGCACGUGCCAUUGGAGAACCUCGUCUCAGAUAGAGUAAAAUGGAUAGAAGAUUUGGGUGUGGCUGGUGAGAAAAGAAGUCAAGAUUUGGGCCAUCAGCAUGCAAUAUGUGAUGAAAUGAAGCCCUCAGAUCUCAAGCAAAAGAAAUCUGUGGGACUGACUCUCAACCUGAGUUCUCUUAACUCAUCAGAAUCUGAACUGAAAGCGAGACGCUUAAGCUCUCCCACAAUCUCCUCUGCUCCCCCGGUGUCACGUAAAACACACAGCAUAAAAGGCUGUAAAGAACUGGAAGGGUUAGAUCUACGUUCUACAGUGCCAUUAUCACCCACUCGAUUGCAUGAAAGUUUUGAUUUUCCAGAGCCUGAAAGUGAAGUCCCCUUGAAUGCCCAAAUGAACAUAAAAUCAUCCCAGACAUUAUAUAUGGUUCACUAA